Molecule: messenger RNA, 4110 nt
Organism: Chlamydomonas reinhardtii
Lineage: Eukaryota; Viridiplantae; Chlorophyta; Chlorophyceae; Chlamydomonadales; Chlamydomonadaceae
Exons: 16
Coding region: 220-3435 (1071 amino acids)
Biological process (GO): COPII-coated vesicle cargo loading; intracellular protein transport; endoplasmic reticulum to Golgi vesicle-mediated transport
Cellular component (GO): COPII vesicle coat; endoplasmic reticulum exit site
Molecular function (GO): SNARE binding; zinc ion binding
Source: RefSeq, a predicted model, not a curated record
GGUGACCCCCACACACUUGAGUUAGAUAGGGCCAACACUGGCCGUAGCUCUGGGGCCAGGCGCGCAAAGGACAUUUACCACGCGACGAUCGAGCCCACUAUACCAGGCUUUGUUGAGCGAAGUACGCGCCCUCGCUGGCAGAUGUCUAGGAAGGCCAUCCUAUCAUAGCUUAAAGCCCACUUCCGCAAAGAGGACGCACGGACUCGGGAAUCCUUCUUCAUGUACGCACCUAGACCUGGAGCACCGCCAGGCGGCAUGCCGCCUGCGCCUGGUGGCUUCGGGGCGCCUCCCCCCUUCCCCGGCGGCCCUGGCGGGCCUCCUCCCGGGCCGGGCGGGUUUGGCGCCCCGCCUCCUCCUCCCGGGCCGGGCGGCUUCGCUCCAAGCAUGCCUCCUCCCCCGGGUGGCGCGCCACUCAACCAGGCCUUUGGAGCCAUGAGCAUCGGCGGGCCCCCCGGCGCCCCGCCACCGCCUGGGGGCAUGCCGCCGCCAGGAGGGAUGAUAGGCAUGCCGCCGGCGCCGCCUGGCAUGCAGGGUGGGAUGCCGCCGCCCCCAGGCCCUCCCGGCAUGCCGCCCCCGCCGGGGCCUCCCGGCAUGCCGCCGCCCCCCAGCCCGCCGGGCAUGGCGCCGCUCGGCGGCUUCCCCUCCAACGCGGUGCCGCUCAACAUGCCGUCCGUGUCGCCGCCGUCGCAGCACAGCGGCGCGCUCAUGGGCGUGCCGCAGCAGCAGCAUGGCAUGCAGCAGCAGCAGCAUGGCAUGCCGCCCUCGCCCAACGGCAUGAUGCCGCCGCCGCCCGGGCCGCCAGGCAGCAUGCGGCCGCCGGGGCCGCCCGGCAUGCCGCCGCCGCCAGGGGCUCCCUACGGCGCGCCGCCCCCGGGCCCCCCAGGCAUGCCGCCGCCGCCCGGCCCGCCUGGCGGCUUCCCGCCGCCAGGCAUGCCCGGCGGCCCGCCGCCUCCUCCCGGCGCCUACCCGCCGGGCAUGCCGCCCCCGCCCGGUCCUCCCGGCAUGGGACCGCCGGGCAUGGGGCCGCCCCCGCCGGGGCCUCCCGGCAUGCCGCCGCCGCCCGGUCAGCAGCGGCCUGCGGGCCAGGCGUCGGGUGCUGGCGCGCCCGGCUCCAGCCGCAUCGACCCCAGCCAGAUCCCUCGCCCGGUGGCACAGCCAGCCUCCAGCGAGAUGUUGGUGUUCGACACGCGCAUUGCCGGCGGCCACAACCUGCCGCCCGCCGCGUCCUCGCGCUUUGUGGUCCGCGACCGCGGCAGCUGCUCGCCGCGCUACCUGCGCGCCACGCUGAACCACGUGCCGCACAGCCCCGAGCUGCUGGGCAACGCCGCCAUGCCGCUGGCGUUGGUGGUCAGCCCGCUGGCGCUGCCCGACCCCGGGGAUGACCCCAUCCAGAUUGUGGACGUGACGGAGAGCGGCCCGGUGCGGUGCGGGCGCUGCAAGGCGUACAUGAACCCCUGGAUGCGCUGGACCGCCUCGGGCCGCUCCUUCACCUGCAACUUCUGCGGCCUGUCCAACAACACACCCGAUCACUACUUCUGCCACCUCUCGCCGGACGGGCGCCGCCGCGAUGCGGACGAGCGGCCGGAGCUGUGCCGCGGCACUGUGGAGUACCUGGCUUCCAAGGAGUACGUGUUCCGGCCGCCCAUGCAGCCCACCCAUGUGUUCCUCAUCGACGUCAGCCAGACCGCCAUCGCCACCGGCGCCACAGCCUCGCUGUGCCGCGCCGUGGCGGCGGCGCUGGACCGCGUGCAGGGCGGCCCCCGGGCGCUGGUCGGCAUCGCCACGUACGACAGCGCCGUGCACUUCUACAGCGUGCGCUCGCCCAGCGCGGCGCCGCAGAUGCUGGUCAUGAGCGACGUGAACGACGUGUUCGCGCCCACCAGCGGCAAGCUGCUCAUGGAGCUGGAGGAGUACCGGGAGCAGCUGAAAGAGCUUCUGGAGGGGCUGCCGGCCAUGUGGGCAAACAACAGGAUAAACGAGAACUGCGCGGGGGCGGCCAUCGAGGCUGCUAUCGAUCUGCUGAAGCCCGGCGGCGGCAAGGUGCACGCCUUCGUGGCCUCGCUGCCGGCGGUGGGCGUGCACGCGCUCAAGCCGCGCGAGGCCACGGGUCUGGGCGAGAAGGACAAGCUCAGCUACCUGGUCAGCCAGGACAACACGCUGCGCUCGCUGGCGACCACCGCCGCCGACCACAUGAUCUGCGUGGACUUGUCCGUGCUGGGGCAGGGCUACGUGGACAUCGCCUCGCUGUCCGACCUGGCCGUCACCACCGGCGGCACCGUGUACAGCUACACGCCGUACAGCCCCGUCAACGACUUUGACCAGCUGGUCAACGACCUGUCUUGGAACGUGGCGCGGCAGCAGGGCCUGGAGGCCGUGAUGCGCGUGCGCUGCAGCAGCGGCCUGGACGUGGAGUCGUACUCGGGGCACUGCUACAGGCCUCCAGCCACCCCGGACGUGUACCUGCCGGCGGUGGACUGCGACAAGGCGCUGCUGGCGCGGCUCACACUCACGGAGAAGCUGCCGGCGGGCAGCGAGGCCUACGUGCAGGCCGCGCUGCUGUACACCAACGUGGCCGGGCAGCGUGUCAUCCGCGUACACACGCUGGCGCUGCCCGUCACCGACAACAUCAGCACCGUGUUCAAGGGGGCGGACCUGGACGCGCAGAUCUGCGCGCUGGGCCGGCGCGUGGCUGUGGCGCUGCAGGGCCAGCAGCCUCUGGGCGCCUGCCGCGAGCUGGUGUCGGCCGCGGUGGUGGCCACGCUGUACGCCUACCGCCGCUACUGCGCCUCCAGCUCCUCGGCGGUGCAGCUCAUCCUGCCCGAGGCGCUCAAGCUGCUGCCCCUGUACGCGCUCAGCCUGCUCAAGGGCGCGGGGCUCAAGGACAACGUGAAGCCGGACGACCGCGCGCUGUGGAUCACGCAGAUGGGCUGCCUGCCCUGCAGCCGCGUGGGGCCGCUGCUGUACCCGCGCCUGCUGCCGCUGGGCCGCAUGCUGGCGGAGGCGGCGGAGGACAACUGCACGGCGGCGGAUGGGAACACGUUCGAGGGGCUCACGCUCUCCAGCGAGAGCCUGGAGUCGGGCGGCGUGUCGCUGCUGGAGAACGGCUACGAGGCCAUCCUGUACCUGGACCGGGCGGUGCCGCAGCAGCUGCUACACGACCUAUUGGGCGUGCCCUCCUACGACGAGCUGUUGCGCCAGCCCGCGGCCGUGUCGCUGCUGCCGCGCGACAGCUGGCCCAACCGGCUGCUGCUGGACCUGCUGACCAAGGUGCGGCUGCAGCGCAGCAGCUUCAUGCGGCUGCGUGUGGCGCGCAAGGGCGACCCGGCGGAGAGCGCCUUCUUCGCCAUGCUGGUGGAGGACCGCUCCACGGCGGGCAUGAGCUACGUGGAGUACCUGUGCCAGAUCCACAGGCUCAUCCAGAACAAGAUGGGCUAGAGGCGGAGGCGGAGGAGGAGGAGGAGGGGGAGCAGGAGGAGGGGAGGAGGAGGGGAAGGGGAGGAGGAGGAGGAUGAGGGGGAGGAGGGAAGGAGAAGGAGGAGGUGCUUGCAGGGGCUGUUUGCUUGGAGGGAUGGGGGAGGCGCGGACCGGGGUGCGUGGAGGGGUGGGGGGUAGGGGAGGCGCUGGGUUGAGGAGGGGAGGAGGAAGGACGCGCAUGAAGGGGCCGGCAUGGCCUGGGCUUAAGGGUGCGGGGCCGUUGUCGUGUCGGAGUCAGGGAGGAGCAGGAGGUGCUGGUGUUGGUGGUGUAAGGCUGGUGCUGGCCAGUGCCGGUAGGAACGGGAAUCCUGAGCCGAGGCAUGUGUGUCUUGCAAGCACGGCGCGGUCAGGUGUUUGCUUAGGGUGGGGAGGGGUGCGCGCUGAGUUCUUCUGUUUCGUGAGCCCGUGGGUUGAGGAUUGCGAUGCAAAAGGAGCGCUGUGGUGUGGACUGCGCAGCUGUAGUGGGUUGCUGGCUGACUUGGAUACCGGCAUCCAGAGCUCUGUAAGCCCUGCGUGCAGACAAGGACGAAGGCGGUCGAUGGUGGCCGCUCCGUGCGGGUGGACGAUGGGGGGGGGGACUUGAGGGCGAAGAUGGUCUUGUCAGAACAGGGCCUGCUGGCUGCUAAUACCGUAAAC